GGAAGCGACGGUCCUCCGGCCCUUUCCGGGAGACAAUUUAGUGGCGGGAAGAUAGGCCUCUGAGUCUGCAUCUUCCCGUCCCAGGCCGUACCUCCCAGCGCCAGUCAGAAUGGAGAUGCAACCCAGGGAACAAGCGGCCACCGAGUCCCCGGACUCCGGAGGCGGGGAAGGCAGGCCACCACAGGUCGCCGGCGCCCAGGAGGCACGUCCCGAGGACCGCCUGACCCUGCUGCUCAGGCUGAGAGCACAAACUAAACAGCAACUCUUGGAAUAUAAGUCAAUGCUUGAUGCGAGUGAAGAAAAAACUCCAGAACAAAUCAUGCAAGAUAAGCAAAUUGAAGCUAAAAUUGAAGACCUGGAAAAUGAAAUUGAAGAGGUGAAAACUGCUUUUGAAAUAAAAAGGCUUGCAUUACACAGGAUGCAACUUUCGGCUGCACUUAAAAAAAACCUGGAGAAAAUUAACCCCCAGACUAGCGUGCUCAUGGAUAACAUGAAACACAUAUUAAAGCUAAACAAAUUAAUCAUGAAGUCACAGCAGGAAUCUUGGGAUUUGGAGGAAAAACUGCUUGAUGUUAGAAAGAAGAGAUUACAAUUAAAACAAGCUUCAGAAAGUAAGCUUUUAGAAAUACAGACUGAAAAGAACAAACAGAAAGAUGAUUUGGCCAUUAUGGAAAAUUCAGACAAGAUAAAGACCGUACAACAAAACCUACAGACGGAGAUACAAGUUACUACAGUGAUUCAACAUGUGUUCCAGAACCUCAUUUUAGGAAGUAAAGCCAACUGGGCAGAGGAUUCUGCCUUUAAGGAAAUUGUUCUACAGCUUGAGAAGAAUCUCACCAUGAUCAAAUAAGAAUUUCUGUUUUAUUAUUUUUUGUUUCCAUCUUUCAUAUAUCAUUUAAAUAGCAUAUUUCAAGUAAUUUUUUUUAGUGUUUUUGGAACUAUUCUAAUACUACAAAUUUUUUGUAACUUAACACUAUAAUACGGAAUCUAUUGUUUUAAAUAUGAUAAUUAAAGUGACUGGCAUACUCCAAAAGAAUCUGAAGAUUUUAGUCUUGCAAAGUUCCCUCCCAAAAGACAUCUAAUCUAGCUUUCCACUGAAUGUAGACAUUUUUUUGCAACAUUCCUGGCAAUCCCAACUCUCUUUUGGAAUCUUUCUUUCUUUCUUUCUUUCUUUCUUUCUUUCUUUCUCUCUCUCUCUCUCUCUUUCUUUCUUUCUAUAGUUUCAAGUUUUUAUUUAAAUUCUAGUUUGUUAACACACAGUGUAAUAUUAAUUUCAGGAGUAAAAUUUAGUGGUUUAUCAUUUACAUACAACAUCCAAUGUUCAUCACAAGUGUCCACUUUAAUACUCAUCACCCAUUUAGCCCAUCCCCGACCACCAUCAUUUGGAAUACUUCUGUGCAUCUGUCAGUCAACUAAAAUAUUAGAAAUAUUAGAAAAUGAUAUCCACUUCUUGGGUUUUUUUCCAACUCUAAGUUGUAUUUUAUUCAGAUAAAUCUCAUUUUAUAUUUAUCUCCCCACAGAUUCUUUUUUCUCUUUUUCUUAAUACACAGAUAAAAUUGACAAAACAUUGUGUAAGUUGAAGGUGUAAGGGGGGCUGAUUUGACCACCAUGGCAUUAGCUAACAUCUUCAUCGUGUUACAUAAUUAUUUCUUUUUUCUGUGGUGAGAACAUUUAAGAUCUAGUCUGUUAGCAACUUUGAAGUAUGUAAUAGAGUAUUGUUAAUUGUAACCACUAUAACCACCCACUAAUGCUGUGCGUCAGAUUUCCAAAAACUUACCCAUCUUCCAACUGCAUGUUUGUGCCCUGUGACCAACAUCUCCCCAAGUCCCCAACACCCCAUCAACAUCUUUAAAUAGAGAUGCAAAUAAAGCACCUCAACCUUGAAAAAUAAAACAAAAAAAUAUCCAGAGUGUAA
Leopardus geoffroyi (Geoffroy's cat) is the source of this 1915-nucleotide messenger RNA. It is a transcript of the gene CENPH, whose product is annotated as centromere protein H. Gene Ontology annotation, molecular function: kinetochore binding. Gene Ontology annotation, cellular component: kinetochore; nucleus. NCBI's taxonomy places the organism in Eukaryota, Metazoa, Chordata, Mammalia, Carnivora, Felidae. The record is from RefSeq and is a predicted model, not a curated record. Bases 110 to 850 code for a protein of 246 amino acids. The transcript has 9 exons. Gene Ontology annotation, biological process: chromosome segregation; kinetochore assembly; mitotic spindle organization.